This is a messenger RNA of Crotalus tigris (Tiger rattlesnake), 6926 nucleotides long. It is a transcript of the gene IDUA, whose product is annotated as alpha-L-iduronidase. The record is from RefSeq and is a predicted model, not a curated record. The transcript is spliced from 14 exons. Gene Ontology annotation, molecular function: L-iduronidase activity. NCBI's taxonomy places the organism in Eukaryota, Metazoa, Chordata, Lepidosauria, Squamata, Viperidae. Gene Ontology annotation, biological process: carbohydrate metabolic process. The coding region runs from base 4 to 1908 and encodes 634 amino acids.
GCGAUGAAGUUGGAUAAAACAUGGAACUUUGUGGGGUUAUUGAGCCUAAUCAUAAUGAAAGCGACUGUGGGAUAUGUUCAUAUAAACGUGGAUCUCUCACGCCCUAUAGGCGAGUUGAGGCAUUUUUGGAAAAGCACGGGAUAUUGUCCUCCUCUACCACACAGACAAGCAGAUUUGUUUAAUCUAAGUAAAGACCAAAUAAUUAAUUUGGCUUAUAUUUCAUCUGUGCCGCAAAAUGGUAUUGAACAAAUUCGAAUCCAUUGGCUGUUGGAACUGAUUCAAGCUGCGGUGAUAAAUGGGACACUUCACUACAAUUUCACAAACCUGGAUAACUUCAUGCAGCUUCUUUGGGAAAAUAAGCUACGUCCUGGUUUUGAAUUGAUGGGAAGUCCUUCAGGAUACUUCACUGACUUUGAUGAUAAAAAGCAAGUGGUAGAGUGGAAGAGCCUGAUUGUACAGAUGGCCCAAAGAUAUAUAGAGAGGUAUGGAUUGAAACAUGUUUCAAAGUGGAAUUUUGAGACCUGGAAUGAACCGGAUCACCAUGACUUUGACAAUGUAUCAAUGACCGUAGACGGAUUUCUCAACUACUACGACGCUUGUUCUGAAGGAUUAAGAGAAGCCAGUGGUCAGCUAAAAUUAGGAGGCCCCGGAGAUUCCUUUCAUCCAUUUCCCAAGUCUCCAAUUUGCUGGAACCUCCUCAGCCAUUGCUACAACGGCACAAAUUUUUUCACUGGAGAGACAGGAGUCCGGCUAGACUACAUCGCCAUGCAUAAAAAGGGAGCUGGGAGUGCUCUUCAUAUCUUGGAACAGGAAACUGAGGCCAUGGGACAGAUCCAGAAGAUGUUCCCCAAUUUUGCCUCGGUCCCCGUAUACAAUGAUGAGGCUGAUCCUCUAGUAGGAUGGUCGAUCCCACAGCAGUGGAGAGCUGAUGUGACCUAUGCAGCUAUGGUAGUAAAGGUAAUUGCUCAGCAUCAAAAUCUUCUCAUCGCUAAACCCAACAAUACCAUCAACUACACUUUGUUAAGCAAUGACAAUGCAUUUCUGAGUUACCAUCCUUAUUACUUCACCCAGAGGACACUUACGGCACGCUUUCAGAUGAAUAACACAAAGCCCCCCCACAUCCAGAUGGUGAGGAAGCCGGUGCUGACAGUAAUGGGCUUGCUGGCUUUGCUAGGAGAAGAGCAAAUUUCUGCCAACAUUUCUAGUCACAAAUCAGAAGACUGUAAUGCCUUGGGAAUAUUAGCCAGCUUGCAUAAACCUUCAGGACUACAAUUGUCGGACAGCUGGCAAGCAUCAAUACUGAUCUAUUCAAGCAAUGAUAACAAGACAUCCUCAAACAUCAGUACUGUGAUUCUAAACAUAGCCAACUAUCCUAAAGACAGAGAACUGGUAUAUGUAACAUACUACAUGGAUAACAACCUAACCAAUCCAUAUUUGCAAUGGAAGAAAAUGAGAAUGCCAGACUUUCCUUCUCAGAAGCAACUGGAGCAAAUAAGAGAUGCUCAGAACCCUGUGGUGAAAGGACCAUUUCCAUUACCUGCAAAAGGCCAUUUAAGGCUGAAGCAAGAACUUCCAAUUCCAGCUGUUUUCCUCCUUCAUAUGUGUGCAAAGCCCCUCUCUGCUCCCAAUCAGGUGAACGGCAUUCGUUUCAUUGGUCUCAUGAGGGGACAAGUUCUGAUAACAUGGGAUGACAGCUGUGUGAAUUCAAAAUGUUUGAAAAAAUUUGAAGUGAUGUUUUCAGUGGAUGGGAAAGAGUAUCACCAAAUCAGUGUCAAGGACAGUAUAUUUACAAUGUUAAUCUACAGCCCAGGAACAACAGUCGUGGGUUAUUACAAAGUCCGUGCUGUGGAUUACUGGGACCGGCCAGGUCCAUUUUCUGUGCCUGUGUUUUACAGAGAACCAUCUUAAAAAGAAGGAAAAAAAAUCUUCAUCAGAAGUUAUAUAAUUAAAAAUGCAAGUUGCAGUUCGCUUUUCAUUACAGGCAAACCAUAACCCUUAAAAGGAUGGUUUUGUUGUUCUUACCAAAAUCUUCUCUUUUCAUUGGUUUAGCCUUCUAUAUUCUUCCUCCACCAAUAAUAUGGAAAGACUCUUCUUUUCCAGAUCAUUUUUAAGCACUAUUCUGGAAUCACACCCAUGAAAUCAUGAUAACAAAGUAGAACAGUGCUGAACUCUAUUUUCUUCCCUAGAUUGCUAUAGUUGGCAACGAGAACAUCCAUUUAUUACCUGAAUUGAAAUAAUGGUAAUUUCAAGCUGCAGAAUCUGGAUUGCAUGAAAACAAGAUGGAUUUGUUAACCUUUUCUUAAAGCUACACACUUAAGUGUACACUGUUUAGAUUUCCAGUCACAAUAUCAUGAUCCAGGGAUCUCCAAUCCCUGGUCUGUGGGCUGGUGCCGGCCCGUGGCCUGUUGGGAACUGAGCUGCGCAAGCAUCAGGUGAGUGUGAAGUUGCAUUUGUGGAAGUAACACGCACAUGAAACCAUCCCCUCCCCUCCCCCACUGCCGCCACUGCCAGUCCACAAAACCAGAAAGGUUGGGGACCGCUGUCAUAGUCGGUUCAUAGAGAACAUGAGCACUCAUUUCCAUAAUUCAGUUCAGCUCAAAGAAGAUCUCUUUUCUUUUUUUUCUUUUUUUUGUGAUUGUAAGGAAGCUAAUCUUUACUGACAAAGUCUUUAAAACCACUUGUUUUGAAAAUAUCAGUGCAAUAUUUUCAUAAUAUCAACUUAAUCUUGGUCUUGGGGCAGGAAAUUAAACCGCUAAUGUUAUAUUUUUUGAUUCUGGUUUUCUUGAAAAAAGCCACAUAGAUAUGGUACAAGCAUGCCAGGCCUUUAAAGAAACAGAUAGUUCUUGUUACACUGAAAAGAAGCCACCAAGAGUCUGGAUUUCAGCCGAUCAGCUUCUAGUUCUUGAAAAAACAAAUCAUCAUCAUCAUGUGUGAUCAUGUCCUGCAGCUCUUUAAUCUCUUUCUCCAUCUUGGAUCUCAGUUCACGUUUCACUUUACUUAAUGUCUGGACAUGUGCUUGCUCUCUGGUUUGGAUUUCUCGACGUUCUUCUGAAAUGGCUUCAGCCAGCAUUGCAAACUGAUCUUUAUAAUAGUUUCCCAUGGAUUGCAGUUCAACUUGAUACUACCUCUUUUGUUCAGCAUGUUUUUCCUUGGCAUACGACCUCAACUCAAGGAAUCUUUGUUUCUGAAUUUCCAAGGCUUCUUCAAACAGUUAAGAAGAUCUCUUUCUUGACCUUCUACUCAAGCCUUGGAAUAAGGAAGCUUCUUCUGCCUCAAUCCACUUCAUUCUUUUCUUCAAACUUUGCAUCAUUCAAACACAUCACGCACUCGCUUUUUUUGCAGCCUUGGGAAGGAAGCAGAAGGAAACCUUCCAAAGAGUGGAAGGCAGCAGAAGCGAUAAAUAGCCCAGCUUGAAUACUCGUGUAAGGAGAAACGUCCCUGUGAAGCUUUUAUUAAACAAGGAUAAUUUCAGCACAGGGAUUGUGUAUUUUCAAUAAAUAUUUAUUUAUCUGAAAAAAAGAGUUUACUUAGAGAUGGAUGAGGUAACAUUAUUCUGAUUUCCUGUCAGAAUAUUUAAGUACGCCUUCUUAAAAAAAUGUAUGCCAUUCCAAUACACAAGGUGUGUUUAAAAAAAAAGUCAAAAUGAUGGCAACAAUAAUGCGAUCAAAGCACCUCUUUUGCGUGUAGAUUGCAGAGCUUUGAUUGCACUGUAAUCACCAUUAAAUUGACAUUUUUGACCAUACCCUGUGGAUCCCUGAUGCAGUAAUGGCUGCCCUCUUGGGUUUCUGAUCACAUCCUUGAAUGUUCUUGAAUUGUUCUCAGCAUUGUUAGCUUUAUAGUUUAAGAAUCUUCAACUGGGCUAAAAAUAUGAAUAGCUCUGUGUUGGGACAUAAGCAAGGUGAAAAGUUUGAAUCAGGCAUUCUCAAUUCAAAUAUCACCUCAGUUACAAGCCUAUUAGGUUUUCUUAGGUGACUCACUUCUAAAUGUUCGUAAAGAUUGCCAGUUCUUAAAACACACACACACACACACAAAUGAGAAAAAGUUAGCAAUUUUCUGGGUCAUGGUGGGAAAGAAAAGAUAGAGACCAGAACUAAAAGCAUCAGAGCCCAAUACAUUUUUAAAAAAUCUUUGAAAAUGUUAAGAGGAAACAAGGGCACUAAAUUUUUUGCACAUGCCCAAACACACAUUUUGAAUGUCCAGAAAUAAGCCUUGGUGGUGCAGUGGUUAGAAUUCAGCAUUGCAGGCUAACUCUGCCCAUUGCCAGGAGUUCGAGCCUGACCGGCUCAAAGUUGACUCCAUCUUCCAUCCUUCUGAGAUUGGUCAAAUGAGGACCCAGAUUAUUGGGAGGCAAUGUGAUGACUCUGUAAACCCCUCAGAGAGUGCUGUAAAACACCAUGAAGUGGUAUAUAAGUCUAAGUAUUAUUCCUAGUGUUAUAAUCUUUGCCUUCAUUGGCCAAAAGGUCUUUCAUUUGAUUGUAGGAAUUCAAAUGUUCAGCUUUGAUACUGAAUGUAUAUUUUACUUAAAUAAAUAUUUUCUAUAAAAAAACAAAAUUGUGCAUAUAUAUCUAUAUGGGAAUAAUUAGGGAUCCACAUAGCCUGGGCACGUUUUAGUCAUGUGGAAGUUACAUCUACCGGUAAUUCCACUUCAGGCAUGCUUGCUAUACACAGAGUUUCAACCUGUUCCUGCAGUGACAAGUACACAAUCUUGCUUUGCAUUUUACAUCAGUAUCAUUGCAAGCAAUGUGAAAUGAUCGAGGAAGUGUUUACAGGGAAGUGGAGGUUUCUGUACAACCACUAAUAGUUGUUCAUAGGAAUGCGGUCCUUUCCAUUGCUUCUCAGGCAGCCUCAGAAGGAGUUCAUUUGGUGAAUACAAAAUAACCAAACAGUUUAUAUAUCUGAAAUCAUCACUGGUUAAAUAAGCCAACCCAUCUGCUUCACUUCCUCAUGUAUGAGUACAAGCUCAGUGUUUUUCAUUGGAGAACAGUUUAUAUAUUUAGGGCAGGGGUCCCCAAUCCCCGGUGUGGGCCAGCAUUGGGCUGCGGCAUGCCAGAAACUCUAGGAUCCAGGCAGCAUGUGAAACCACGCCCCCUCCGGGCCACGGAAAAAAACCUCUCUCCGUGGAACUGGUCCCUGAUAGCCAAAAAUUUGGGGGCUGCUAAUUUAGGGGACAGUCAUUAAGUAAUUAACAAUUCCAUAAGUGUGCAACAGGCUAGACAUUAUGAAAACCUACCCCAAUGAACUGAAUAUCUUGAGUCUUCCCCUUCUCUGAGAUGGCUGAUUUGGUGUGUUUCUCAUCUUGCCUACCAGUGCUAUGCAAGCUAUUCAUAGGAAAACGGGUAACUAUUAUGACUAUUAAAAUUAUUUAAUGAUCUCUCCUAAAGCUACAGUUGUAAAUUUAGUCAGAAGGAGAAAAAAGGCAUUUCUGUUGAUAAGACUGGUUAGCUAAUGUCAUUCAUGCAAUGGGCAUGAGUGUGGGCAGACUUGGGAAGUCAAUAGAGGAAGGGGGUGGGCCUGGCACGCUAUGGUCCAUGGAGGUGUGAAAUUUGGAUAUGACUUAGCAACUAAGCAACAAUAAAAAUUGACAAGGAAGAUUCACAAUGAGGUUUAUUCAUUUAAAUGGAUUCUUAUCCUUAUUCAUACCAAUGCUCAUUCUUACAUAGUUAUAAAUUACAUUUCAGUUUAUAAAGAUAAUCACUUUGACCAUUUUAUCCAUACUUCCAAGACACUAUACCAAUAGGAAUUGAAGAAAAUGUUCCAAGGAAUAAAGAGAAGGAGAGACUGCCUAAUCUAAAUGAGACACACUUUGACAUCAUCCAUAAACUACGUCCUGCAUAUGUAGGAGCUGAAAUGGUUAAUCUUUGAAUAACAGGAAUUUGGAAAUGAUCAUAGGGAAGAUAGACUUCUGAGGAUAUUUAAGCAUGGGCUAGUUAAUGGAUGCAAUGUCCCUUUGGAUCAACAUCCAAAAACAACCUCCAUAGCUCAAACUUAUAAAAUAAAUGUCUCUAAUGCGAGCAAAUUUUCUGAUAGUUUAAUUGCCAGCACUGAGUCCUACUGAGAAAUCUGGGAUGAGCCAGGAUGCCAGAUAAUUUGUUAAAUGGUUAGACUAGCGCAUUAAGGAGUAAAGCUGAAGCCAGGAUUAAGGAACCAUCAAGAGCUCAGGAAAACUUCAUCUGUUGAAUAAAACACUCCUAUGAGAAAACCAUGUUGUUCUCUUUCCUUAGUAAGCAGGAAAGAUGGCCUGCAGGAUCUUUAUGGAGAAGAUUCCUCAAUUGUAUAAUUCUCCACAUGGGACAAUCAAACAUGGAUCUAGAAGAUUCUGGCAACAGGUUAUUGGAGAUUGUCCAUCUUGGAUGGAACUAUAAAGAACAGUGGAGGCCCCAUAGAAAGUCUCCUUUUGCAAUAUCUAGGUCAGGGGUCUUCAAACUUGGCCCUUUUAUGACUUGUGGACUUCAACUCCCAGAAUUCCUCAGCCAGCAUGCCUGGCUGAAAAAUUAUGGGAGUUGAAAUCCACAAGUCAUAAAAGGGCCAAGUUUGAAGACCCCUGAUCUAGGUCAAUGUAUGCUGUGAACUACAAUUUUCAAAUAGUUUGUCCUUCCAUACAUAACUUGUGUAUAACCCAAAGGUGCUUUCAAAAGGCAACUGGACUUUCUUGUUUUGCUCGAAAAAAGUCCAGUUGCCUUUUGGAAGAAAGCACCUUUGGGACAACCAUGAUUUAGAUUAUUGACAUCUUGCGUAUAACUGAUGCUUCUGUAUUUAUAUUAAAAGUCAAGAAUUGAAAUUAAUGCAGGACAGGGAAAACUUGGCAUAGAAUUUUGAUAAAGUUUGCAGAAGGAAAAUUACAUUCAUAAGACCUGUAUCUUUUGCUGAAGAAUUCAGCGCCAUAACAGAGAUGAAUAUAGGUAAAUUAAAAGAUAAUUGAAAAAAAA